Molecule: messenger RNA, 1781 nt
Organism: Seriola dumerili (greater amberjack)
Lineage: Eukaryota; Metazoa; Chordata; Actinopteri; Carangiformes; Carangidae
Product: DDB1- and CUL4-associated factor 7-like
Exons: 7
Coding region: 255-1283 (342 amino acids)
Cellular component (GO): nucleus
Molecular function (GO): protein binding
Source: RefSeq, a predicted model, not a curated record
UCUCUCAGCAGCUGUGAGCCACCAAUUUCACACGUUUAACACAUUUUUUGGAUAUAACGUUUGUGUUUUACCGGCGGGAAAAUAUCCCGACUACAUGGACUCAACAGUUAGCUCACUUCUGUUGAAAUUACACAACGUUAUCGGAGACAAUAAGUUACAUUGGUAAAGUAGGCGGUUGCCGAGACGCGUUCAGGGUCUUCUUUCCCUCCUGGUAAUUAUUUCCCACCCAGAGGUUAUUUGUAGUAUCUUUAAAGAUGUCGCUACACGGUAAGCGUAAAGAAAUCUACAAAUACGAAGCGCCGUGGACAGUUUAUGCCAUGAACUGGGCUGUCCGGCCGGACAAACGCUUCCGCCUGGCGCUCGGUAGCUUUGUGGAGGAGUACAAUAACAAGGUUCAGAUAGUUGGUCUGGAGGAGGAGAGCUCCGAGUUUUUGUGCCGAAACACUUUCGACCAUCCCUAUCCCACCACCAAGAUCAUGUGGAUUCCCGACACCAAAGGAGUGUACCCUGACCUGCUGGCCACCAGCGGAGACUACCUGAGAAUUUGGAGGGUCAGUGAUACAGAGACCCGUCUGGAGUGCCUGCUCAACAAUAACAAGAACUCGGACUUCUGUGCGCCACUCACAUCCUUCGACUGGAACGAGGUGGAUCCAAACUUGUUAGGUACUUCCAGUAUUGACACCACCUGUACGAUCUGGGGGCUGGAGACUGGACAGGUGCUGGGAAGGGUCAACUUAGUGUCAGGUCACGUCAAGACGCAGCUAAUUGCCCAUGACAAAGAGGUGUAUGACAUCUCUUUCAGCCGAGCGGGCGGCGGCAGGGAUAUGUUUGCCUCGGUGGGAGCUGACGGCUCGGUCCGCAUGUUUGACCUCCGGCACCUCGAACACAGCACUAUCAUCUAUGAAGACCCCCAGCACCACCCACUGCUCCGACUCUGCUGGAACAAACAGGACCCCAACUACCUGGCCACCAUGGCGAUGGACAGCAUGGAGGUGGUGAUCUUAGAUGUGCGUGUGCCCUGUACUCCAGUGGCCAGACUCAGCAACCACAGAGCCUGUGUCAAUGGUAUAGCCUGGGCGCCACAUUCCUCCUGUCACAUCUGCACAGCAGCGGAUGACCACCAGGCUCUAAUCUGGGACAUCCAGCAGAUGCCGCGGGCCAUCGAGGACCCUAUACUGGCCUACACAGCUGAGGGAGAGAUCAAUAAUGUACAGUGGGCCUCCACCCAGCCCGACUGGAUCUCUAUCUGCUACAACAACUGCCUGGAAAUCCUCCGAGUCUGAGCUGAUGACAUGGAGCAACGAGGCGUGAAACAACUCAAAAACGUUCUCAGUGAGAUUCCCAAGGUGACCGGAGUUUGUUGAUGGAAAUUCUUUGUUUACUGAGGACAAAUACUUGUUUUGGCUUCAUGUUGAUACAGAUGAUGUGUGUUAAGCUUUUAUCAGCUGAGUGGGAACUACAGUAUGUUACUGCUUAACUUUGUGAUACCUGUAUCAGAAAACUCGAACAAGCACCGAACCAGCCCUCGCGUAACUGAAAGACUGUUAAAUCUGUUGUCAUGUACAGAUACAAAUCAAUGUCCAGUACCCUUAAAGCUUUCAGCAUGUUGUUUAAUCGACAAAUAGACUAGUCAAUAACAUGUUUUUCUAUGCUACAGUGUGCAUUUUGUUUUGUAGUUUAAGCCAUCCAUCCAAUAUCCAAUAUUCACGUCAAUAUUCACUUUUUGAUGCUGCAGAAAUGCAGUUUAGCCAGAUUGAAUGUGGUUAAUGUGAAUUUAAGUG